Metarhizium acridum CQMa 102 is the source of this 1155-nucleotide messenger RNA. RefSeq lists its product as uncharacterized. The record is from RefSeq and is a predicted model, not a curated record. NCBI's taxonomy places the organism in Eukaryota, Fungi, Ascomycota, Sordariomycetes, Hypocreales, Clavicipitaceae.
AUGAUCUACUUUAGUUGGGCUGUAUGCCUAUCCUCUGUGCUAUGGUCCCAAGGCGCUACAGCACAGAAUGAUGCGCAAAACGGACAGUGCUCAGAGUUGAUCAACACCAUGGGUACCAAGCUAGGUGUAGAUCCGUCGACAUGGGGCUAUUCAGGGACAAAUACUUGCGAGAAUACAGAUGCGCAAUCCUGCACACGCCCGGGGCAGGGCGGCUGGACCUCCGGCGCGGAGACAUGCGACUACUUCAAGUCUCUUGAGGUUAAGCUGUUGCUCGGAAACGGCAUCUCUGGCUUCGACGGUGCCGGCACAUUUGACGAUCUCAUCGUCGAGUUCGGGAAUAGCCACCAGACACUCUUGGUACAUCCCUCCAGGGGAGAGGAGACCACAAAAUCCAUUGACCUCGAGAAGGCCUUUGGUUUGAAGAGAGUCAGGGUCGGUGAUGUUAAUUCGUUCAAAAUAUACUCAGUACGAGAUCAGCGGACGAACCCAGAUUCAUGGGAGAUUGGAGGCAUUACCAUCACCGCGACAUGCGAUGAGUCAUCGAGAAAGGUCAUCACAAACAAGUACGACGAUAUGUACGAUUGGUUCAAUCGAUUUGGCGACAUUACGGGAAAUAUGCCAUCCCACUUUACCGGGAGCAUUGCUGUAAGUGACUGGAAGUGGCUGCACCCAGAUGAAAAGACGGACACAAUCGCCGUCAUGCCAGUCGGGCAGUCGAACGCCUGCACUAGAUUCAAGUCAAUGGAGGCUCACCUCGAGCUUGGAUCGGGCAUCUCUGCUCUGACCGCCGGAACGAAUGACGAGUUGGUGCUCGACUUUAGCAAUGAAUUGUUCCCCAAACAGGUCAUCCUGCUGGCAUCGUCUCCCUCGCACGGCGAUGUGAUCGACAAGCCGAUUGACCUACAGACCAACUUUGGAAGCUCUCCGGUUCCCGCUCAAGACGUUCGACAGGUCAUGCUCUACUCUAGGGAGGGUACAAGCCACUGGGCUGAUCCAUGGCAGGUCGCAACUUUCGAACUGAGAGCCAAGUGUGAAGGGUCCUCCAGGACUGUAGUAGUUACCAAGUGGCGCAAUAUAUACAAGUGGUUUGACCGAUUUGAAGGGCCUACGUCGCUGAGCGGAGAUUUGUCUCUCGAAGACUGGCACUGGGCAUGA